Molecule: messenger RNA, 2408 nt
Organism: Aquila chrysaetos chrysaetos
Lineage: Eukaryota; Metazoa; Chordata; Aves; Accipitriformes; Accipitridae
Gene: LZTFL1
Product: leucine zipper transcription factor like 1
Exons: 10
Coding region: 603-1445 (280 amino acids)
Biological process (GO): negative regulation of protein localization to cilium
Cellular component (GO): cytoplasm
Source: RefSeq, a predicted model, not a curated record
UAUUUACUGGUUUAAUUUCUUUCGAGGCUGUUUUCUAGAUUGUGAGGUUUCAGCACUGUCUGCCUUUCUGUCUGUAAUGAAUAGAAACUUUUCACCUAAAGAAAACCCAGCAACAGCAAAGAGAACAUUAAUGGAGCUUUUCCUAUCAUCUCUCAUUUGUAAGAUGUGGGACUUUGUGGGAGACGUGGGACUCGCAACCAUGUUGUUUUAUUUACUGCUGUCGCUGUUUCCUACGCUGCCUUUACUUUCCAGGCAGUUGGGGUCUGCGCUCACAUUUUCAGCAUUGUUCAUCCAGCUAUCGCAGUAUUGCAUUUUGACUGGAGCUACCCUGCGCAGUUGGAUUAAUAAGGACUGGGUGAUCAGAUUAAGUGUUUGUCUGAAUUGCUACGUUGCUGUCUCCAACACCAGCAAUACUAAGUACAUUGGAGUAAACAAAAUGGACUUCACCUGUGGUUGCAGCAACUCAUCGGGGACUGUGAUGAUAAACUCCCAUUUGUGCCCUGUCGUGCCUCCUUGUGGCUUGUGCUACCUGCAAGGGCAAGAUUUAUUCUAACGCAGAGCUAGGCCUUAAUGAGCACCACCAGAAUGAAGUGAUCAACUACAUGCGCUUUGCUCGUUUUAAGCGUGGCCUGUGUCUCAAAACAGUGGAUUCUUGUUUUCAGGACCUUAAGGACAGCAGACUUGUUGAGGAAACCUUCACAGUCGAUGAGGUGAUAGACAUGCUGGAUGGACUGCGGACUGUUGUACACAGUGAAGUGGAGUCAGAGCUCAUAAAUACAACUUACACCAAUGUUUUACUUCUGCGGCAGCUCUUUUCGCAGGCUGAGAAAUGGUACCUUAAGUUACAGACAGACGUCUCUGAAUUGGAGAAUCGAGAAUUGUUGGAACAGGUUGCUGAGUUUGAAAAGUCAGAAUUUACAUCUUCGAACAAGAAGCCCAGUGCAGAUCUCAUUAAACCAAAACUGGCUCCAUUAAAUGAAGGUGGGUCAGAGCUGCUAAACAAGACAGUUGCUUGUCUCCAAGAAGAAAAUGAAAAAUUGAAGACCAGACUCAAGACCAUAGAAACACAGGCUACAGCUGCACUAGAUGAGAAGUCCAAGCUAGAGAAGUCACUGAAGGAUUUACAGAUGAUCCAAGGAGAUCAAAAGACUAAUGCAAACCAGGAUAUCACUGAACUGGAGAAUAAGGUGGCAGCUUUGAAAUGCCAGUUUGAGAAGACUUUGAAUGACUCUACUGCAAACCAAAAAUUCUUGGAAGAGAACUUGGUGACAACAAAACAUGACUUGCUUAAGCUUCAGGAUCAGCUAUCCACAGCUGAAAAGGAAUUGGAGAAGAAAUUUCAGCAAACAUCUGCCUAUCGCAACAUGAAAGAGAUUCUCACUAAGAAGAAUGAACAGAUAAAGGAUCUACGUAAAAAGCUUUCCAAGUAUGAGCCAGAGGACUAAAAUACCAAAAACAUCUGAUCUAUCAGAAGCUGCCAUAGAAAGAAAAUGUAGACUGGUAUUAUUUUUCAGUAAUUUUUGUUUUGAAUGGUAUAUUUUUUGCUUCUAGUGCUUAAAAUAACUUUUUAUUAAUACUAAUAACACACUGAAACUCCUACCUUACUUCAUUGUAAACCUACAAUUUAUAGGUAUUAGUUUCCGUAGUCAUGUUCUUAAUUGUUAAUCAUCGACAUUCCUUGAAAAAUAGCAAACAGGAGUUUACUGAAGAACUGAGGUCAUUCUCUACAAUGAAAGGAGUUUAUUUUUGUUAAGAAAAGAAAAAAAAGAAAAAAAAAAGCAUUAAGGUUUUUUGAUGUCUCUGAGGUGGAAACUCCAGUUGUUAUUUUGCAUAGUUAAUGUAGCCAUGAAGUGGCAUUAUGUGUGGAAAUUCCAUCAGUGGAAGUAAUAAGUAGGAGGAAAAAAAUGAAACAUGCUGAUUCUGUAAUGUUAUUUCACACUGGACAUGUCACACCUCACCAAAAUGUUGUUGUUAAUGUUUUGCUAGAGGAUGUUCAUUAGAUAGUGAGGUAAAUAUUCUUUAUAGCGGAAGCGCUGGAUCCUUUCAAAUAAAGCCACUAACUGAAGUUAUGCUUUUUCACUUGAAUUUAUUUGAAACAAAUUUGAACAUCAGAAGGCAGAUUCUGAUUUUGCCAGUAUUCUUAACAGUAAGAUGAUAAUCUGAAAAUGCAUAGGGAAGUUCCUAAUGGAGCAUCUUUCUUGGGAAAUAAGUUAUUUUGGAUGUUUUCAUCUCCUUUCUUAAUGUAACCUCACCAGAAAAUGGCUUACUUCUUUCAAGUGUUUUACUUGUAAUCCUCUGCCUUGCUUUUAUCUGGCAGCCUCUUAAUAGUGCAUUCUACUUGUUCAUCUGUCCCUGUUCAUAUGUAUGUUGUAUUUUACUCCAAAUAAAACCAUAAUGUUUUUCAAACA